Molecule: messenger RNA, 1568 nt
Organism: Eublepharis macularius
Lineage: Eukaryota; Metazoa; Chordata; Lepidosauria; Squamata; Eublepharidae
Gene: MINPP1
Product: multiple inositol-polyphosphate phosphatase 1
Exons: 5
Coding region: 98-1549 (483 amino acids)
Molecular function (GO): acid phosphatase activity; inositol phosphate phosphatase activity
Source: RefSeq, a predicted model, not a curated record
GGUGGUUCCCGCCCUUCCUCCGCAGAGGCGAGCCAAAGAGGCCGGAGGAGCCGCAGCCGCUUCACGCUUCCCCUCGGCUUCCCGGCCCGUGGCAGAGAUGCCGCUCGAGCCCGCGCACCGCCGCUUCUUGCCGGCCGGCUCCGCGCUGCGCUGCGCGGGAGGCUUCCUGCUGCUGUGCCUCUUGGCGGCGUUGGGCGCGGCUGAGGGGGCCGAGCGGGAGGCGGCGGAGCGGCUGAGCCCGUAUUUCGGCACCAAAUGCCGCUACGAGACCCUCCACCCGCACCUGCUGCGGGAGCCGCUGGCCCUGGGCCCGCCGCAGUCGGGCUUCCCCCUGCCGCCGGCCUCCUGCACGCCGCUGCAGCUCAACGCCGUCAUCCGCCACGGCACCCGCUUCCCCACCGGCGGCCAGAUCAAGAAGCUGGCCCACCUGCACCGCCUGCUCGGGCAGAGGAACGGCAGCUGCGCCGCCUCCGAGGCCCUGGCCGGCUGGAGCCUCUGGUACCGGGAGGACAUGGACGGGCAGCUGGCCGAGCGCGGGCGCCACGACAUGAGCACGCUGGCCCGCCGCCUGGCCGCCCGCUUCCCCGGCCUCCUGGCCCCGCGGCGCCGCUUCGCCUUCGUUAGCAGCCACAAGGCCCGGUGCCUCAACAGCAGCGACGCCUUCAGGGACGGGCUGCGCCAGGCGCUGGGGGGGCAGCAGCCGCCCGAGCUGGGAAACGACCCAACAAUGCUGGGAGACAUUAAAAUAAAUGACACAUUAAUGAGAUUUUUUGACCUUUGUGAAAAAUUUGUAAGAGAUGUAGACAACAAUGAUGAAGCUAUGCAUGAAGUAGAUGCUUUCAAAGUGGGUCCUGAGAUGAAGAAAGUGGUAGAAAGAAUUGCAAAUAACUUGUGUCUGCCAGUGGAUCAGUUAAAUGCAGAUUUGGUUCAGGUGGCAUUUUUCACCUGCUCAUUUGAGCUCGCUAUAAAAAACAUUAGCAGCCCUUGGUGUUCCAUAUUUAGUGAAGAGGAUGCCCUGGUACUUGAAUAUCUGAAUGAUCUAAAGCAGUACUGGAAGAGAGCAUAUGGAUAUGAGAUAAACAGUCGUGCCAGCUGCAUUCUUUUCCAGGAUAUCUUCAGAAAUUUGGACCAGGCUGUUCUGGAGAGUAAAAAUUCAAAGCCCAUUUCUUCACCUGUGAUCCUCCAGUUUGGCCACGCAGAGACCCUUCAACCACUCCUUGCUCUUAUGGGUUACUUCAAGGACAAAGAACCUCUUAAAGCAAAUAACUACCAUAGGCAUAUGAAUCGGAAAUUUCGCAGCGGCCGCAUCGUCCCAUAUGCCUCAAACCUGGUCUUUGUGCUUUACCACUGUGAUCAAGUGCAAUCCCCCAAGGAGGAGUACAAGGUACAGCUCCUGCUCAACGAGAAGCUGCUGGAAUUCCCUUGGUCAAAAAAGACAGUCAUUUCAUAUGCCAACCUGAAAAACCGCUAUAAAGAUGUUCUUCAGAAAUGCCACUUCGCAGAAGUGUGCAACAUACCACAGAAUACCACUAAUACUGUUGUACUGUAAAAAAAAAAAAAAAAAGAAA